This is a messenger RNA of Cuscuta epithymum, 1365 nucleotides long. NCBI's taxonomy places the organism in Eukaryota, Viridiplantae, Streptophyta, Magnoliopsida, Solanales, Convolvulaceae. The record is from the annotation of a GenBank genome assembly.
UACUCCGACCCGUAUUAAAAUGGUAUCCAACAAAUUAAAUUAUGGACUACUUUACAAUUGGCUAUGUUGCUUUGAAUAAUGAAUCAUUAUUUGACCAAUAAACAUUUGGACUGAUCGAGGACGACGGAUGUCAAGACCUUCAGGAAAACGAGGCUCAACAAACCAAGUACUUAUUAACCAGUAGCUUGUCAAAACUCACGAGUUUUUGUCUCAGCUCUGUACAUCGAUCAGAGGAAGGGCCAGCCAAACGAGGUGCAAGGAGCUAUCUAGCUAGUCAGCUAAUAAAACAGAGAGAAAAUUUUAACUACUCAAACAUGUCUUCUGCGUCAAAUUACCAAUCCUACCCUCCUCUGUUUCGUCCAUCCGCAGAAGCAAAAACAGGGGAGUCGUUAAAUCCGGCGGUGAAGUCAACGGCGGUAGGAGACGGCGACUACGACGGCGUUCCGGUCAUAGAUUUCGGGUGCAUGACGGAAAUAAGGGCGGCAUGCAGGGAGUGGGGAUUGUUCAGGCUGGUCAACCACGGAGUCCCGGAAAGGUUAAUGAGUCAAAUGCUGGAACGCACCGAGAAGGUGUUUUCCAUGGCGUUUGAAGCCAAGCGAGAAGCUUUCAGGGACGCUGAGAUGUCGUACUUCUGGGGAACUCCGGCCGUCACGCCGUCCGGGGCGGCGGUAGCCUCCAAGAGCAGCCGCAGCCCUCAUUGGAUGGAAGGACUGAACGUGCCACUCAAACGCGUGUCUCAAUAUCAUUGCAAAGAACCGACAUCGUUUAAGUAUUUCAGAUCCUUGGUGCAAGAAUAUGGGAAGCAUCAGAGCAGAGUGGGUAAAGCAAUAUACGAAGCACUACUUUCAGAGAAGAUAAAUUUUGGAGCAAAAACUACAAGUAAUUGCAGCAAAGAAUUAGGAAGGGGUGUUAUAAGUUAUCUCUCAGAAGACACAGGAAUUCUACGUCUAUACCGAUAUCUUCGUUGUAUAGAUGAGACGGGAAAGGAGGAAGAAGGACGGGCGUGGGGAAUUGACGCCCACACUGAUAGCUCCCUCCUCUCCAUCAUCCAUCAAGACCUUAUUGGCGGCCUUGAAGUUUACAACCACCACCAAUGGAUCCAAGUCAAACCUAUCCCCAACACUCUCAUAUGAAUAUUAUUAGUGUUACAUAUGAAUAUAGAAUACGUAUAAGGUGAAUGUGAUUUUACACCCACGUUUUGGGCGAUAUUGGAUUGUUCAAAAUCAUUAGUUUUUUUAAGCAAUGAAGAUCUGAGCCCAGUGGUUGAGACUUGAGAUCAUUGGAUGAAUGGAGUGAAAAGAGAGUAAAAGCCUUAUCAGAUGAGACAUCUCAAAUGGGUAAAUGCUAUAAAACAAUACCAAAAUU